GCGCAGCAUCAUCGAUGUCGUCGUCUACGGUCUUCAUCGCCGUCCAGUGCUGCCAAUGCUCCACCAUGCAGGUGAAGCAGAAGAAGAAGAGCAGCAACAAGUGGAACUGCGCGGUGUGCAACCAGAAGCAAUCGGUUCGGAAGGUGUUCGCUCAGGGUUUCAUGGCCAAGGACCUCCGCAAGUUCGUCCAGAGCUUCAAUAUGUCCCGGAAGCUCGUCGACGACGGAGAAUGGCUCCAAGCUGGAACCCUAGGUUCACUGUCGGAACAUCGCGAUGACGAGAUCGAGCUUCCGAUCAACCCGGAAAAGAAGAGAAGAAUCGAUUGGACUGCAUACCUUGACCAAGAGGAUCAUCAUAAUCUUACCAUCAAAGAAGCAGAACAAGAACAAGGAGGAGGAGAUGGUUUUGAGCCAGUGAUUGUGACUGAGUUGGAAAAUGUUAUGUUCAAGAAACGUAAGUCUGAUGAGAACUCAGAAGAAAGUGCCAAGCUUUUCAAAGAGCCAGUGUUCCGAAAUUCUCGAGAGAAGCUAAUGAAAGAUAAACAGCAAAAACCAUUGAUUGAAAGCAAUUCAACUAGGAGUUUAUCUAAUCCAAGGACUCAAAAUUGCAAACCACCAAUCAGCAAGACAAGCUCCAAAUGGAGUGAUUACAUAUUAGAUGAAGACAAUGACAACUUAGAACUUGGUUGGGAGAGAGCCAUCAACUUCAAGGACAACUUUAAGCCAUGUAGCAACAGCUUCUUACAAAAUAUGACUAACGAGGAAAGGGUGGAAGAUGAUAUUCACCCGGAUUUUAUGUGAAUUAUAUCGAAGUCCAUUAGGUUUCAUGUGUAUUAAUAAUUAGUAAAGUAAUUUUUGCAGGGAGGAAAAAUAUUAUUUUAGCAUCGGAAAAGGUAAAUGUCACAUGAUAUUUGUUCAAAAUUCAAAUUACAACCGCAAUUC
Messenger RNA from Arachis stenosperma, 941 nucleotides. RefSeq lists its product as uncharacterized. The transcript has 4 exons. The record is from RefSeq and is a predicted model, not a curated record. NCBI's taxonomy places the organism in Eukaryota, Viridiplantae, Streptophyta, Magnoliopsida, Fabales, Fabaceae. Gene Ontology annotation, cellular component: nucleus. Gene Ontology annotation, biological process: mitotic G2 DNA damage checkpoint signaling. Gene Ontology annotation, molecular function: chromatin binding. The coding region runs from base 15 to 800 and encodes 261 amino acids.